CCGCCUAGUAAGAGCCGGACCGCAGGGCCGAGGGUUGGUCUCUGUGUUGCGACCCCUGCGGAAGAAGAUGAACGGGACGCGUAACUGGUGUACCCUGGUGGGCGUGCAUCCGGAGGGGCAGACCGCGGGCAGCGUGGACAUUCUCAGGCUGACCCUCCAGAGUGAACUGACAGGAGAUGAACUUGAACGCAUAGCUCAGCAGGCGGGCAGGAAGACCUAUGCCAUGGUGUCCGGCCGCUCAGCCGGGCAUUCUCUGGCCUCGGAACUGGUGGAGUCCAAUGAUGGACAUGAAGAGAUUAUUAAGGUGUACUUGAAGGGGAGGUCUGGAGAUAAGAUGAUCCAUGAGAAGAAUAUUAACCAGCUGAAGAGUGAGGUCCAGUAUAUCCAGGAGGCCAGGAACUGCCUGCAGAAGCUCCGGGAGGAUAUAAGUAGCAAGCUUGACAGAGAUCUGGGAGAUUCUCUCCCUCAACAGGAGAUCCAGGUGGUGCUAGAAAAGCCGAAUGGCUUCAAUCAAAGUCUCCCGCCCGAGGUGGAUACCUGUAUAAACGGAGAUGUCGAGAGCUUGAGGAAGACUGUGCAGGACUUGCUUGUCAAGCUGCAGGAGGCUGAGCAGCAGCGCCAGUCAGACCGUGCAGGUUUUGAGGUCACACUCAGCCAGUACCAGAGAGAAGCAGAGCAGAGUCACGCAGCCCUCCAGAGAGCGGAGGACAGAGUGGAGCAGAAGGAGGCAGAAGUCGGGGAGCUGCAGAGGCGCUUGCUGGGAAUGGAGACGGAGCAUCAGGCCUUACUGACAAAGGUCAAGGAAGGGGAGACAGCCCUGGAGGAACUUCGGAGCAAGAAUGGUGACUGCCAAGUAGAACAAGAAAAGGCUGCGAGCCUGGAAAAGGAAGUGGCUGGUUUGCGGGAGAAGAUCCACCACUUGGAUGACAUGCUUAAAAGCCAGCAGCGGAAAGUCCGGCAAAUGAUAGAGCAGCUCCAGAAUUCAAAAGCUGUGAUCCAGUCAAAGGACACCGCCAUCCAGGAGCUCAAGGAGAAAAUCGCCUACCUGGAAGCUGAGAAUUUAGAGAUGCAUGACCGGAUGGAACACCUGAUAGAGAAACAGAUCAGUUACGGCAACUUCAGCACCCAGAACCGGGCCAAGACUGAGAACCCGAGCAGCGUUAGGAUAGCCAAGCCCCCCAGCCCUAAGCCCAUGCCUCUCAUCCGAGUGGUGGAAACAUGAGCUGAAGAAGGAGCUGGACGCCGCCGUGGUUGCCACCUCUCGCCUGCAGAGGAGCCCACCACCCCUGGAGGCUGCUGGCCCUGACUCUGACCUCCCAACUGCUCCCUGGCUGCACCCCGGCUUGGGGUUCAUGUGUCCCGCCGGUUCCAGAUGCCUGUCCUCUGCACGCUGGGUGGACUGAGGAUGACGCCCCUCUGGACACUGCGGCCUCUGGAGCCAGGGCAGUAUCCUUGUUCCCGUAGUUACUGUUUCUCUCUGUAGCAGGGCCUCCCUUCUGUUAUAGACUGGAGUUCGGCUGCCCCAGAAGCCAGGUCCUCAGUCGGAGGACCUCAGUGGCCCUAGGAGCUGGAAGCGCAGAUGUCCGAAGUGACUGGAGAGUGUCCC
Messenger RNA from Camelus dromedarius (Arabian camel), 1606 nucleotides. It is a transcript of the gene TUFT1, whose product is annotated as tuftelin 1. Lineage: Eukaryota; Metazoa; Chordata; Mammalia; Artiodactyla; Camelidae. Gene Ontology annotation, cellular component: cytoplasm; intracellular anatomical structure. Gene Ontology annotation, biological process: intracellular signal transduction. The record is from RefSeq and is a predicted model, not a curated record. Bases 68 to 1222 code for a protein of 384 amino acids. The transcript has 13 exons.